Molecule: messenger RNA, 4080 nt
Organism: Magnolia sinica
Lineage: Eukaryota; Viridiplantae; Streptophyta; Magnoliopsida; Magnoliales; Magnoliaceae
Product: ETO1-like protein 1
Exons: 5
Coding region: 1091-3766 (891 amino acids)
Biological process (GO): negative regulation of ethylene-activated signaling pathway
Molecular function (GO): protein binding
Source: RefSeq, a predicted model, not a curated record
UCUCUCUCCAAAGACAGAGAAAGAGAGGAUAGAAGAAAAUUAAAAAAGAAAACUCUUCCUUUUAUCGAACAAAAGAAAGCUAAGUCAGAGGUUUUUGCUUUGGAUUCCAUCUGUUUGAUGUUGCAUGGGAUUGGAAAUUCAGUACAUGGAUUUUUUGUAGAUUCAUGGUAAUGAAUGGGAUUUCUUGGAAUUUUGCUUAUUUUCUUCUUUUAGAGAAUCAGGCAAGGUAGGUAGGUUCCUGUUCAUGUUUUUCUGCUUUUAUGGUGUCUUUAUUUUGAAGAUUUCUUUGGAUUUGGUGGGUUUGGUGGUAGAGAUCUUGCCUAAUCUGAGUUGGGUUUUUUGAGAUUUACUUGGAAUUUGCAAGGGAAGAGAGAGAGAGAGAGAGAGAGAGAGAGAGAGAGAGAGAGAGAGAGAGAGAGAGAGAGAGUCAUUUGACUGUGGUUUAUGGUAUAGAUUUUGUUUCCUUUUUGGGAUGUAUAGAUCCUUGAUUUUGAUGGAAUGGAAAGGAAUUAUUUAGGAUUUUGAUUGGAGAAAGGCCAUUAUUCCCCCCCUCCUCCCAAAAAAAGGAAAGAAAAGAAAGAAAACCACCACAACCAUAUAUCUUUUCAUUUAUUACUUGUUAUCUCUUGUUUUCAUUCCUGUGUUUUGAGUUGUAGAGGAAAGGGUCCUUUUUUGGUGUUUUGGGUAUUGGGGGGAAACCCCUUUGGAUUUUAGAAAUUUUGAGUGAAAAAAGCUUUUUCCUCUUUUAUUUGAAUUUUGAAGAGGGGGAAUUGGAAGAAAACCCAUUUACAUUUUGUGGUUAGGGAGUGAAAAGUGUCUUCUUUUUUUUUUUUGCUUGAAUUUUGUUUUGAUGUUUGUAGGAAGAAAACCCAGAUUGAGUUUGUGAUUUGUGAGCGAAAAAGGAUCCUUUUUGCCCACCUUUUUUUGGGAAUUUUGAUGUGGUGGCAGCUGCAAGAAGAAACCCGAUUAGAGUUUGCGAUUUGCUAUUGAACAGGGUCUUCUUUUUUAUUUAUUACAUUCUGUUUUGUACUUGAAAGAAACCCAAUUAGAGAUUGUGGAGAUCUGGGCUUUGUUGCAUCACUUAUGCACAAUGAGAAAUCUCUUCCUUCCUGAUUCCUGCAAAGAAACACAACUCCAUGCCCUCAAUCCACAGUCAUGGCUCCAAGUUGAGAGAGGAAAGCUCUACAAAUUCGCCUCUCACUCACCUUCUUCCAUUGAAUCUCUCAUCAAGGUCAACGAACCGCCCAUCCUCCCAUUCUUUAAGCCCAUUGAUUAUGUAGAAGUUCUAGCUCAAAUUCAUGAGGAACUUGAAUCAUGUUCUCCCCAUGAAAGGUCGGACCUUUACUUGCUACAGUUCCAAGUUUUUAGGGGUCUCGGGGAAGUCAAAUUGCUGCGACGGAGCCUCCGUUCUGCUUGGCAGAAGUCAAGCACUGUCCAUGAAAGGGUUGUGUUUGGUGCAUGGUUGAAGUACGAGAAGAAAGGAGAGGAGCUUGUCUCCGACUUGCUUGCUUCCUGCGGGGAAUACACGCAGGAAUUUGGGCCGGUGGAUAUCUCGGCCCAGCUUCCGUUGGACUUCAAUUCUAUCAAUGAAACUGUUGAGAUGAUUGAGACCCAUGAUUUGAAUGUGGGAUGUGUUUCCAACACAGUCUUCUUUUGUAUUGGAGGAGAGAAGAUAGCUUGCGAUAGGCAGAAGAUAGCAUCUUUGUCUGCUCCAUUCAAUGCCAUGCUUAAUGGGUGUUUUACAGAGUCGCUACAGGAAGAUAUAGAUUUGUCCGAGAAUGGUAUAUCUCCUUUGGGUAUGAGGGUCAUCAGCGAUUUCAGUGAGACAGGCAGUUUGAGUGAUCUGCCUCCACAUGUUUUCUUGGAAAUCUUGAUAUUUGCUAACAAGUUCUGCUGCGAAAGGCUAAAAGAUGCCUGUGAUCGGAAACUUGCAACACUGGUUUGCUCAAGGCAAGAUGCAUUCGUCCUUAUGCAAUAUGCACUAGAAGAAAACUUGCCUGUCCUGGCCGCUUCGUGUCUGCAAGUAUUUUUACAUGAGCUUCCGGAGUGUUUGAACGAUGAGCAAGUAGUUAAUAUAUUCUGCAAUGCUAAUAAAUGGCAGAGAUCAAUUAUGGCAGGUCAUGCCUCGUUCUCACUCUACUGUUUAUUAAGUGAGGUUGCCAUGAAUGGUGAUCCGCGUUCGGAUAUAACAAUGCGUUUAUUGGAACGGUUAGUAGAGUCGGCAACGACUAGCAGGCAAAAACAGUUGGCUUUUCAUCAGCUGGGAUGUGUGAGGCUUUUAAGGAAAGAAUACGAUGAAGCAGAGCGCCUCUUUGGUGAUGCUUUUGCAGCAGGCCACAUUUAUUCUAUUACUGGUUUGGCUAGAGUGAAUUCUAUCAAGGGAGAUAGGCUUUCAUCAUACAAGAAGCUGAGCUCUGUGCUAUCAUCCUAUAACCCCCUUGGAUGGAUGUAUCAGGAGAGAUCUUUGUACUGUGAAGGCGAGGAGAAGCUGGAAGAUCUUGAAAAAGCAACGGAGUUGGAGCCCACGCUCAAUUACCCCUACAUGUAUCGAGCUGCAUCUUUGAUGAGAAAGCAAAAUGUACAAGCUGCCCUUGAUGAAAUAAACCGCGUUCUUGGAUUCAAGCUGGCGCUUGAAUGCUUGGAGCUUCGGUUUUGUUUCUAUCUGGCUCUUGAGAAUUAUAGGGAUGCAUUAUGUGAUGUUCAAGCAAUUCUUACGCUGUCGCCCAAUUACAGGAUGUUUGAGGGUCGAGUAGCCGCAUCCCAGUUACGUACUCUUGUUCGUGAGCAUGUUGAGCUUUGGACGACUGCAGAUUGUUGGCUGCAACUUUACGAGCGGUGGUCGUCGGUUGAUGACAUUGGCUCCCUUUCUGUUAUCUACCAAAUGCUUGAGUCAGAUGCAGCGAAAGGUGUGCUGUACUUCAGACAGUCUUUGCUUCUCCUUAGAUUGAACUGUCCUGAAGCGGCCAUGCGCAGUCUGCAACUGGCCCGCCAGCAUGCGGCGACUGAACAUGAACGUCUGGUUUACGAGGGAUGGAUUUUAUAUGAUACGGGUCAUUGCAAGGAAGGGCUUCAGAAAGCGGAGGAGUCAAUACGCCUUCAAAGAUCAUUCGAGGCUUUCUUUUUGAAGGCCUAUGCUUUGGCUGAUUCCAGCCUCGACUCUUCAUGCUCUCAAACUGUCGUUUCACUUCUUGAAGAUGCCUUGAAGUGCCCUUCAGAUAGGCUUCGCAAGGGUCAGGCCUUGAACAAUCUUGGCAGUGUCUACGUCGACUGUGGUAAACUAGAUUUGGCGGCCGAUUGCUACAUCAGCGCCCUUAAAAUCCGGCACACCAGGGCCCACCAGGGCCUUGCCCGGGUCCACUUCCUAAAGCAUGAUAGAAGUGCUGCAUACGCGGAAAUGACAAAGUUGAUUGAUAAGGCGAGGAAUAAUGCAUCGGCGUACGAGAAGCGGUCCGAGUACUGUGAUCGCGAUCUUACAAAGGAAGAUCUGAUGAGGGUAACUCAAUUAGAUCCACUCAGAGUUUAUCCGUACAGAUACCGAGCUGCAGUGCUGAUGGACAGCCACAAGGAGAAAGAGGCCAUAGCAGAGCUAUCAAGGGCGAUUGCAUUCAAAGCUGACCUUCAUCUCCUCCAUUUACGGGCCGCAUUCCAUGAGCACAUAGGGGACGUAACGGGUGCCCUUCGGGACUGCCGGGCCGCGCUGUCUGUUGAUCCCAAUCACCAAGAGAUGCUCGAGCUUCGCAGCCGUGUAAACAGCCAAGAACCUUGAAAAUGUACACUAGUUUGAUGUAGUUCCCUAUUGUCAUUGUCGCGUCUCUUUUGAUUUUUGUGUAAUUUAUGCAUGUCUUAAGAUUUUCCAGUUAAAAUCGAUGUGGGCUCAAUUUGCCAAAUCUUUCUCAAAAUGAUGAAUGAUAUGACUUCCAGUUUGAAGAACAACUGGUGGACCCAUGGUUCAGUGAUCCAAACCGUUGAUAUGGCGGGCCCUAUGGAUUCUGAUGUACUGAGAAUAUUCUAGAUGGAAAAAUCCUAACUGUUGUUCCUUUUAGGCCUCUUCUGGUUUAAUAAUACCAAAAGUUGCUCUAA